Molecule: messenger RNA, 1374 nt
Organism: Musca vetustissima
Lineage: Eukaryota; Metazoa; Arthropoda; Insecta; Diptera; Muscidae
Product: zinc finger protein 567-like
Exons: 2
Coding region: 1-1374 (457 amino acids)
Biological process (GO): regulation of transcription by RNA polymerase II
Cellular component (GO): nucleus
Molecular function (GO): zinc ion binding; RNA polymerase II transcription regulatory region sequence-specific DNA binding; DNA-binding transcription factor activity, RNA polymerase II-specific
Source: RefSeq, a predicted model, not a curated record
AUGUCUGUUGGUACACACAUUUGUCGUUUGUGCCGCAUAUCCUGCCCUGACAGCAUACGAUUAUGUGAUGCUACUGGUAAAACAAAUGAAAUAUACACCAUUGCCGUAAAAUUCUUUCAUCCAUUGUUUCUGAAAGCUGAUAAAGAACACACGCCCAAUCGAAUUGUUUCCUUAUGUACGAAGUGUUGGCAGCACAUUUCCGCAUUUAAUAAUUUUCAACAGUCGGUACUGCUGCUGCAUACCAAUCUGCAAACCGCGGCAGAUAAUGCUUUAGCUCGUGGUCAAUUAGAGCAUUCCAAUGAUGAUCAUCACAUCGAUAUAAAAACUGAGAGAAUACAAAUCGAUAGCGAUGAUGGUGACGAUAGAGAAGUCAGUCGAAAUCACCCACAAAAUAAUAACACCGGUCGAUUGAUUGUCAACGACUAUGCUAUGGAAUUUCCAGGUGCAACGUCUACUAACCCCAAUAUAUCAUCGGAAAAUGAUGACAGUGUUCCAUUUGCAAUUGAGAACGUUAGGCAUAUCGACGAAGAAUUUUCCCAUCAGUCUGGGGAUGUUUUUAUUGUGAAUGAGCUAAACGAAGAAAUGGAAAACUCUUGCAGCUCUUACAAUGACUACUUACUGGAAAGACGUGACAUUCAAGAUUCCUCAGACCCGGGUAAUAACAUCAAUGUACCAUAUAGUAGAAAAAGCCGUCUGUCUCAGAAUGAAAAUGAAAUUGACAACAUCAUAGCCAAAUGGAGACCGACUUUACAAUGUCAAUAUUGUGCCGAGACAUUUGCCACAUUUACACUAUUGAAAAUACACAAUCUCAACGAACAUCCCAAUGAUGAGUUCUUCAUUAUGUGUUGCAAGCGAAAAUUCAAAGUUCGCUAUCGCAUCGAAGAGCAUGCAAUUAUGCAUCUAAAUCCCGAGGCGUUCAAAUGUCUGCUGUGUGGCAAAUGUUUUACAACCAGAUUUGGGUUAGUUACACAUAUGGCUCAAAAUCAUCCAGGGGCCACGAAGUGGGGUAACACAGACCACGUUCAGCCCAAUAACUACCGUUUCAAAUGUUCUCUUUGUGGAAUGUCGUGUGCCGAUGAAAGAGCUCUUCGCAAACAUUCGAAAAUGCACCUGAGUGGAAAACAAUAUCACUGUCAGUACUGCAGUAAAUCGUUCAAACUUAAAAGCGGUUUGAUACGACAUUUUGCAUUGUUCCAUCCUGACAAACCAUCGGUACAGCCAUCCAGUACGAUAAUACAGUGCAAAGUUUGUCCAAAGACCUUUAAAUAUCGCACGGGAUUGUAUUAUCACGAAAAAACAACGCAUCCAGAGGAAUUUGCCAAAAGACGGAAGAAAAACAGUGGCGGUCGUAAGGUACCAGAGGAAAGUAAAUAA